Molecule: messenger RNA, 2233 nt
Organism: Ylistrum balloti
Lineage: Eukaryota; Metazoa; Mollusca; Bivalvia; Pectinida; Pectinidae
Product: dynein intermediate chain 3, ciliary-like
Exons: 12
Coding region: 1-1815 (604 amino acids)
Biological process (GO): outer dynein arm assembly; cilium movement
Cellular component (GO): outer dynein arm
Molecular function (GO): dynein heavy chain binding; dynein light chain binding
Source: RefSeq, a predicted model, not a curated record
AUGGAGAUAGUAUAUGUAUAUACAAAGAAGAGAAGUGAGUUUGGUCGCCAGUGCAACUUUAGUGACAGACCAGCUGAACUUCAUGUUGAUAUCAUACCAGAUUCAUCACAGGCAGAAAAUUUCAUUGAGAGGAAUCCUGUUGACAAUGGACUUCAACAUGUACAAGAGAUGUCCGAGCAUGAGGUCAACACAGAAAGAUUUGAAACAAGCACACGUGGAGUGAACCAUACAGAAGGUGGCUGGCCCAAAGAUGUCAACUCACAAGAAGUGGAACAAGUCACCAGAUACAGGAAGAAAGUUGAGAAAGAUGAAAUGUACAUUAACACAAUUCAGCAACUUGCAACAGUUAUGGAACACUGCAUUAAGCAAAACAAUGCCAUUGAUAUCUAUGAGGAAUAUUUUGAUGAUAUUGAAAUAGACACUGUGGACGAAGUUCCAUCAGCCAAAACUAUAAAUGUAUUCAGGGAUCCCAAUGAGAUCAAAAGAACAGCAACAAACCUUUCCUGGUUCCCAGAUGGUCCAAGGAAACUAGCAGUAGCCUACUGUAAUAUGGAGUUUCAGGGCUCCAGUCCAGACACCAGUAUGGAGUCCUACAUCUGGGAUGUUGAGAAUCCAAACAAACCAGAGAUGACACUAAAACCAGUGUCCCCAUUAGUGUGUUUAGAAUACAAUCCUAAAGACUCCCAUGUCUUGCUUGGCGGCUGUUACAAUGGUCAAAUCGCUUACUGGGAUACAAGAAAAGGCUCACAGCCAGUGGAAAUGUCACCCAUAGAGCACAGUCACAGAGAUCCAGCUUACAAAGCCAUCUGGAUCCAAUCCAAGACAGGCACAGAGUGCUUCUCCACAUCCUCCGAUGGUCAGGUGCUUUGGUGGGAUACUCGUAAAAUGGGUGAACCCACUGAGAAACUUUACCUGGAUCCAACAAAGAAGCAAGACCCAACAAAAGCUCAAGGUGCCAUGGCACUGGAAUAUGAACCCACAAUGCCAACAAAAUUUAUGGUUGGAUGUGAAACAGGAACAAUAAUGUCAUGUAACAGAAAAGCCAAGACACCAGCAGAAAAAAUUGUAGCAUUAUAUCAUGGUCACUUAGGACCAGUGUACUCUUUACAAAGGAAUCCAUUUUUCCCCAAAAACUUCCUUAGCGUGGGUGACUGGAAAGCAAGGAUCUGGUCUGAAGACAUCAGGGAAUCAUCAAUCAUGUGGACACGACAAUACUCCUCCUACCUGUCGGACGGCUCAUGGAGUCCUGUUAGGCCCUCCGUGUUCUUUGUUACCAAAAUGGAUGGUACAUUGGAUGUUUGGGAUAUCAUCUUCAAACAGAGCGACCCGACACUCAGUCUACAGGUUUGUGAUGAGCCUCUUCACAGUUUACGAGUACAGGAGUCAGGACGUCUGAUUGCAUGUGGGUCACACACUGGUACCACAACACUACUAGAACUCUCUGAGGGCCUAUGUACGCUACAGAGAAAUGAGAAGAACUUGGUCACAGCAAUGUUUGAGAGAGAGACAAGGAGGGAAAAGAUUCUUGACUCACGCCACAGAGAGAUGAAACUUAAGGAACGAUCUAAGAGCUCAGCUGACAAAGACAAGGAGGAUGAAGACAAAGACAAUGAUAUGGAGGAGGAAGAUCUGUAUGCCAAGGCAGAAAAGGAAUUCUAUGAUGUCAUUGAGAAAGAAAAGAAAAAUCUGGAAAAGAAACAAGCAGAUCAGACGGACACAGACAAGGCAGACACAGGGAAACAGUCUCCGAUAGCAGAGGAAGGGGAAGAGGAAAAACCAACGGAAAAUGAGGAGAAAUCAGACACCAAAAAAUAAACUAACGUUUAAAUGUAGAACAAAAAUAAAUAAUAUGAGAGAUUCUUGCAAAUAGUUGUAAUGAUUGAGGUCACAUUCAGUGGAAGAAGACAGUAUGACUUCAAAUUAAAGAGACUGAAGUUUUUAAAUCAUGACGGAGAAAAAAUGUCUCCCUCCGGGCAGAUUUCAGAGGUAAAGAAGUGCUCAUGUAUUUAUUGCAGACAAAUUUCAAAUUAUCUAAAUUGAUAACAAUAUUUUAAAACAAAAUAUUAGAAUCUUACCUGGAUUGUGAGAUACAUAGUUUAUUUACUAUCAGUGCUAAUGUUUUGUAAAAAUACAUAGAGCAUACAUUUAGAACUGUCUGUGAAGCAGUGUGAUUUAAAAGACUUGUGAUAUUGAAUGAUCAAUUUACAUUUGACAUCAUUUCAUCCGGACCAUA